This is a messenger RNA of Diachasma alloeum, 977 nucleotides long. It is a transcript of the gene veli, whose product is annotated as protein lin-7 homolog C. Bases 177 to 776 code for a protein of 199 amino acids. Lineage: Eukaryota; Metazoa; Arthropoda; Insecta; Hymenoptera; Braconidae. Gene Ontology annotation, biological process: protein localization to basolateral plasma membrane; maintenance of epithelial cell apical/basal polarity; neurotransmitter secretion. Gene Ontology annotation, cellular component: basolateral plasma membrane; cell-cell junction; synapse. Gene Ontology annotation, molecular function: protein binding. The transcript is spliced from 5 exons. The record is from RefSeq and is a predicted model, not a curated record.
GUCACUGUCAGUGGAAAAAAAUGGCGACAAGAGUUCGUGGAGUCCUUUGAGAUCGACGAGGUGAAAAACAUCACGGAUCACUUGUCAAUAUCUGGACCACACCCCCCAGGGCUCCGUGAUUUAAUAAUAUCAAUUUUUUAACCAAAACACACUCGGUUUUUAUACGAAUAACCAGAAUGGCUUCUGUGGGAGAACCACUCAAUCUCAAGCGAGACGUUCAGCGUGCAAUAGAACUACUCGAAAAAUUACAGAAGAGUGGUGAAGUACCUAGUACCAAGUUAGCUGCACUGCAGAAAGUGUUACAAAGUGAUUUUCUCAAUGCAGUUAGAGAAGUUUACGAGCAUGUUUACGAUACAGUGGAUACACAGGGAUCACAGGAUGUUAGAGCUUCAGCCACAGCAAAAGCCACAGUGGCAGCAUUUGCUGCAAGUGAGGGUCACGCUCACCCCAGAGUUGUCGAGCUGCCAAAGACAGAGGAGGGUCUUGGGUUCAAUGUAAUGGGUGGAAAGGAGCAGAAUUCACCAAUUUAUAUAUCAAGAAUAAUUCCUGGGGGUGUGGCCGACAGACAUGGGGGAUUGAAACGUGGAGAUCAACUGCUAUCUGUCAAUGGCGUUUGUGUCGAAGGAGAAAAUCAUGAAAAAGCGGUUGAACUCCUCAAGCAGGCCAUCAACUCUGUGAAACUCGUAGUUCGUUACACCCCAAGAGUCUUAGAAGAAAUGGAACUACGAUUCGACAAACAGAGAGCUGCACGCAACAGACGUCAGCACGUUCAGUGAAUAAAUGAUUAGAAUCUUCUCCAUCUCAUUAUUAUAUUCAGUACAGAUACUUCCAUUCGCAUUUACUACGAAAUCGUGUACCACUACUUUCGUUUUCCACACGCACCCCCUCAUAUCUAGCAUAUGGUUUUUUAUUCAUAACAUCAGUGUUGUUAUUAUGAUAUUAUUCGAAAUGUAUUAGGCAUAAUUAUAACAAAGUUA